Molecule: messenger RNA, 1004 nt
Organism: Guyanagaster necrorhizus
Lineage: Eukaryota; Fungi; Basidiomycota; Agaricomycetes; Agaricales; Physalacriaceae
Exons: 2
Coding region: 66-560 (164 amino acids)
Source: RefSeq, a predicted model, not a curated record
UCCAUACCUCUUUCCCAGGAGUACUAAAUAUCACUCCGGAGUUCCUGCCGUAACGUCCUACCCAAAUGGACUUCGCUGCAAGUCUCGCUUGGGUCCAAAGAACUUGGGACUUCCGCAUCGGGUACAGCAUCACGCUGCGGUCACCUCCCCAGCAAAAGAAAGUCUUUCCGCUUCCAUUCUCAGCUCCUACCAUCGUCCGCUCGGUCAUCCUGAGAGUCCAACGUCAUGUUGGAUUUGACGCUGACAUUUAUGUCCGAAUGAGUCAAUGUCAUGAUGAGGUCAAAGCUGACCGCGCUUUCCAUUCAAAUUUCCUCGUGAGAGCGCUCGCUUCGCUAGGUUGCGAUUUAUUCGGAUGCCCGGUCGAAGGGAUGUCGAUGGUGAGAACGAGAGAAAAGCUCGGAGAACGGCAUGAACAACCAACAUCGUCCUCAUCGGUGCCGGUAGAUCGUAAAUUCGAUUUCGACAAGGAGCUAUAUCGAUAUCAAGGAUCGCGUUCAAAUGAAAAACCCGAAAUCUCCCCCGGUACCGACGUAGACGAAAGGCAAUAUACCGUGUUGUAGAAUGCGCUAGCCGUUGAAUAUGAAUGACAGAAAGAUUAAAGUUUUAACCCAUGCGUUGCAAAUGUCGCCCGUUUUGGGGUGGAGAAAUACAAGGCCGAUGCCUGCUGCAGCCAGCUGUGAGUCACAGUACAGAAGCUCCGCGAGAAACACGAUGAACAGAAACCCGACAAGCGUUUCCGUCCAAUCCCCGGAGACCUUUCCUCCUUUGUCCUCGGCGCACUGAUGUGACGAAAGAGCAGUAGGAUAGGUUCCAAAAGGUAAGAAGAUGUACAAUCAGGUAAAGGACCUUUCUCGCAAACGAAGUAUACGCCGACCACUUCUCAACAGUUGGGAGGAAAGGAAUUCGCCCUGUAAUUUACAUCAUGGUACUGAAGAUAUAGAGAAACGGGCGUGGGCGUGUCGUAAAAGAGCAAAGGCCUAUGAGGGACCGACGGUCCAGGCUAG